AUGGAUCUCGCAAGCGAGAGUGUGUUGUUUAUGGACAAAGACAAGCAAAAUGGUGCUGCCGACCAUCAUGGGCGCAACGGUACCGCACCGGGUGGUGAAGGUAGCGGUCCCGGUUCCCCGAACAGCGGUGAAGGUUCCAGCAAGGGUACCGAUGGGAUGGAAUUGAUGAAGAAACCGAUCGGCUUGCUCGACGAUAAGCUGAAGAAGCGCGUGCGUAAGAUGUCGCGCUCGAACAGCAAGGACGGUGUGCUGGGAGUGGCCGGUACGCCGAACUUUGUGUCACCGCACCGGAAGUGGAAGAACAGUCGCCGGUCCCGAAACGGUUACGGGCGGGGCCUGCCGAAGAAGGGUGGCGCCGGCCGGAAGGGUGUGUGGGGUAAGCCGGGAUCGGAGGUGUAUGAUGAGCUGGACGAGGAUCCGAACGAUCCGAACUUUGACAUCGACGCGUACAACAGCACGCACAACGUGGAGCUGAAGGAAAUUGUGCCGCAGCUGACCGAGGCGGAGGUCGUGAAGAAGCUGGAAGCGAUCAUACUCGAGUACUUCGAGCACGGUGACACACACGAGGUGGCGGACGCGCUGGACGAUCUGCUGCAGCCGGGCAUGAAGCCGCUGGUGACAAAAACCGUUGUUGCCGUCGCAUUCGAACACAAGCAGUCGCAGCGCGAGCUAACGUCGGUGCUGAUUUCCGAUCUGUAUGGGCGCAUCGUGACACGUGAUGACAUCUGUGCCGGGUUCGAUUUGUUGCUGCUAAACAUGGCCGAUAUUAUGUUGGACACACCGGAUGCGCCCCAUCUGCUGGGCAACUUUAUUGCGCGUGCGGUCGCCGACGAUUGCAUUCCGCCGAAAUACGCUUACCAGUCGGAUCGGGAGGAUCUGGAUCAAAAUGCACAGUCGGCGCUGGUGCGCGCAACCACACUGCUUUCGAUGCACGACGGUUGGGGCCAGCUCGACAACGUCUGGGGUGUCGGUGGUGCCCUACGUCCGGUGCAGACCAUCACCCAGCAGAUGUCGUAUCUGCUGCAGGAGUACUUGUGUUCACGCGAUCUCAGCGAAGCCCAGCGCUCCAUCAAGGAGCUGGAGGUGCCGCAUUUCCACCAUGAACUGAUUUACGAGGCAAUCAUAAUGACACUGGAAGCGUUCAACGAGUCCACCGAGGUGGCCAUUUGCGAUCUGUUCCGUACACUCGACAGUACCUGCAUUGUGACGCCGGAGCAGAUGGAGCAAGGGUUCCGGCGCGUCUACGAGGACAUGACUGACAUCGUUCUCGACAUCCCGCUCGCUUACUCGAUCCUGGAUCGCUUCAUGCAGCACUGCCAGCGGGCUGGUUCGUUCCUCAGCGAAGCACUCAUCAAAGAUAUUCCCACCCGGGGACGCAAACGUUUCGUGUCCGAGGGUGAUGGUGGCAUGAUCAAACAGAUCAAUUUCCACCGUGAUUUGUAA
Messenger RNA from Anopheles marshallii, 1443 nucleotides. RefSeq names its product programmed cell death protein 4 (gene Pdcd4). Gene Ontology annotation, cellular component: cytosol; nucleus. The transcript is spliced from 4 exons. The coding region runs from base 1 to 1443 and encodes 480 amino acids. Lineage: Eukaryota; Metazoa; Arthropoda; Insecta; Diptera; Culicidae. The record is from RefSeq and is a predicted model, not a curated record. Gene Ontology annotation, biological process: negative regulation of DNA-templated transcription.